Nothoprocta perdicaria is the source of this 915-nucleotide messenger RNA. RefSeq names its product bystin like (gene BYSL). Gene Ontology annotation, molecular function: snoRNA binding. The transcript has 5 exons. Gene Ontology annotation, cellular component: preribosome, small subunit precursor; nucleolus; cytoplasm. NCBI's taxonomy places the organism in Eukaryota, Metazoa, Chordata, Aves, Tinamiformes, Tinamidae. Gene Ontology annotation, biological process: rRNA processing. The coding region runs from base 26 to 889 and encodes 287 amino acids. The record is from RefSeq and is a predicted model, not a curated record.
CAGGCGCACCCUGGCCGACAUCAUCAUGGAGAAGCUGACGGAGAAGCAGACGGAGGUGGCGUCGGCGCUGUCGGAGGCGGGGGGCUGCCCCCUGCCCCAGCUCGACCCCCGCGUGCUGGAGGUCUAUCGGGGCGUGCGGGAGGUCCUGUCCAAAUACCGGAGUGGCAAACUUCCCAAGGCCUUUAAAAUCAUUCCUGCCUUAUCCAACUGGGAACAGAUCCUCUAUAUCACGGAGCCGGAGACGUGGACGGCAGCUGCCAUGUACCAGGCAACGAGGAUAUUUUCAUCCAACCUGAAAGAAAGGAUGGCCCAGAGGUUCUACAACCUGGUGCUGCUGCCUCGGGUCAGGGACGACAUUGCCGAGUACAAGCGCCUCAACUUCCACCUCUACAUGGCUUUGAAGAAGGCCUUGUUCAAGCCGGGGGCCUGGUUCAAAGGGAUCCUCAUCCCGCUGUGCGAGUCGGGCACGUGCACCCUGCGCGAGGCCAUCAUCGUGGGCAGCAUCCUCGCCAAGUGCUCCAUCCCCGUCCUUCACGCCAGCGCUGCCAUGCUGAAGAUCGCCGAGCUGCAGUACAGCGGCGCCAACAGCAUCUUCCUGCGCCUGCUCGUYGACAAGAAGUACGCGCUGCCCUUCCGCGUGGUGGAUGCGCUCGUCUUCCACUUCCUGGCCUUCCGCACGGAGCAGCGCGUCCUGCCCGUGCUCUGGCACCAGAGCUUCCUGGCCUUCGCCCAGCGCUACAAGGAGGACCURUCCUCGGAGCAGAAGGAGGCCUUGCUGGAGCUGCUCAAGGUCCACAGCCACCCCCAGAUCUCUCUGGAGAUCCGGAGGGAGCUCAUGAACUCCAAGAGCCGGGAUGUGGAGGGGCAGGAGCCGGUGCCCAUGGAGUGAGGGGGAGGCAGGGGCAGCUGCUGCCC